Dentiscutata erythropus is the source of this 171-nucleotide messenger RNA. The record is from the annotation of a GenBank genome assembly. Lineage: Eukaryota; Fungi; Glomeromycota; Glomeromycetes; Diversisporales; Gigasporaceae.
UAUGGAAAGCAAAUUGCAUUAGUUUCACUAAUUGAAACACAUUGGGGUUCUGCUUUUGAAUAUAUAGAUCAUCUUUUACAAACAAAAUUAGCAAUAAAAUUUAUUUUAGCUAAAGAAAAUCUAAGAAUUGAUAGCUAUAUUCAAGUUUUAAUUAUUGAUGAUGAUUUUUGA